Molecule: messenger RNA, 5641 nt
Organism: Linepithema humile (Argentine ant)
Lineage: Eukaryota; Metazoa; Arthropoda; Insecta; Hymenoptera; Formicidae
Source: RefSeq, a predicted model, not a curated record
UCGACGGAUUUAAUCUCUCGUAACUAAAACACUUACACGCGCCCAGUCGAACUUACGUCAAAAGAGGUUAGCACGAAAGGAUGAAAAACCCUUUGUGACGUCACUACAUAUCAUUAAAGUGGUUUUUCAUGUCUCAAAUCGAGUUUACAUGAAUUCUACUGACGCUAGUUGUCGCUAGUUGUCGUUGAUAUCAAACGCUUGUUUAAUAUCGGUCUUAAAAUUGGUUAUAUAUUCGAACCGCGAAAAGUAGAUGUUUACGUCGGUUGAGUACGUCAGAAGUUUAAAUGUAGGUAUGCCUGGUAAAACGGUUUUUCUUGAGCGAUGUGUGAUAACGAUGAUGUGAGAAUUGCAGUGUUCCAUUUUUUAAAAGACUGACAAGAGUAGUUUGUAAAUUGCAGUAAUCCACAGUAUUACACUCUGAAAAAUGAAUGAUAUGCAAGUAAAACUUGAUACAUGGUUAAAAUUAAUACAAUCAGAAAAAUUGGAUGAAAAUCUAUUGGAAGAUAUUCAGACAAACAUUCAGUGGUGGUCAGGCAAUUUAUUGAACAAGGUUGUCUUCAAAUUACUGGUGCAUUUAUGUCGCACAGCAGAAAAAUGUGACACACAGAACUAUGAGACUGGAGAGAGAAUUGCUGAGUUAACUAAGCUGCUGUGUUCAUUAUUGGUUGAAGUACCUGAUGGCAACAAUGACAACUUUGUCAAAAUCUUGUUUAAAAUUGCACGCUAUUUGAUCUCUCUGAAUAUGUAUGAGGAUGCAGCAGAAAUAUGUUGUUACUUACAGCCUGGUAAUUUGUAUAAUCCUGAAAAUGGCACUGUGGAACUCUUGAACAAAGUAAUAUCCUUAUGGAGUGUCUUAAUUAACAAUACAUUUGUCGCUUUUACUGCUGAAUUUUUAAACACAGAACAUUACAACCAUCUAAAAAUUCUCAUAAGACAUGAAAUAAAAAUAACUAAAAUAAUUACAUAUGAAAAUUAUACAAAGGAUCUGAUUGUGAAGAUAAGCACAUACUUAGAUAGAAUAGCUUCAAUUGACAAGAAAACGAAGAAAUAUAAUGAUUUUUGCAAUUAUAUACUGGAAUAUUUAACAGAAGUGCCGUUACGCUUGGAUAAAGAUGAAAAAUAUGUAAUAUAUUACCACAUACUUCGCAUCAUGUGUCAUAUAAUACAUAUGACUGUUAAUAUAACUGAUGUCGGCUGUACUGUAAAAACUUUUGAUAAAUUAUUUAGUCAUUUCAAUAUUCUCUUAGCGAGAGACAAAGAAUGUCACUUAUGCUUUCAACAAUUUCGAAGCUUAUGUACAACAUUGUUAAUACCAAUUAAGAAUUUUGUAAGUGAUAGUGCCAAAAGUAUACAAAAUGUUAUAUGCUGUAAUUUGAAUAUUGCUCAAAAAUAUGGAUAUACAGGAGGCCUUAAGCAAAAUGCACUCAUUAUCGAUGAAAUAGUUGAACCCAUGUUUACAUACUGGGAGAAGUGCAUAGAAGCUGAUACAUCUAUGCUCAAGCAUUUGGUUAAUACUGACAUUUUGCAAGAGAUAACAAAUUUAUUUAUAAAUAUAAAUAAAAAUGAGUUUUAUUGUACGCAAGUGUCAAAGGAAUGCAAGUGGUGUCCAGGGAAAGCAUGUACAAUUAAGAAGGAUUUAUACAAUGUUAUAAUUAUAAAAAGUAAACUUCUUAGUUUAUUAUGUAAGUCAUACAUUAAAACCAUGUCAGAAAAAAUGCAAAUUCUUGACUAUGCUGCAGAAAUCUUGGAGCACAAUGUAAAAUCAGUCACCAAUGAAAUGAGAGGGAGCAAAUGUAAACGUUGGAUACAAUUGUGGAAUAUCUGUUAUUCUUUAGUUUAUAAUAUGGGGAUAUUAUCCGUCCAUGUUUAUAAGAAAAGCGUACAUUUGUUCUCGUUGUUGUUCACUUGCAUUUUUCAAACAAACUUUAAGUGCCUGGAAAGUUCUAAAGAUCUGAUAAACUCUGUUUCUCUUGCGCUAAACCAAUUAAGUGUUGUACAUUACAAUAACAGUAUGUAUAGAGAAGCCAUGACUGUAUGCGCAUUAUAUGCCUUGUUAACUUACAAUCAACCCGAUACAAAAGCUUUCUAUAUGUGGACAAAAAUUAAGCAACAUGUUUCUAAGGAAGAUGCAAAAUUAACUAUCUUGGAAUGCUUGAGGAACGAUAAAGAUGAGAUAAAGAAUAAAAUGGGCUUUGAAGUUGACACUUCUAAGUGUGAUCUGAUUAAAUUGUAUUCACGGGAAGCAAAAAGUUUACUGGAGGCGAAGAUUGCAUUUACAACCGGUGUAUCAUCAGUUUUGAAAGAACUUAAAAAAUUAAAGCCAAGUAAUUACAAAUAUGCACAUGUGAUACAAUUAUUAGGAUAUUACAUAUUAGAUUUUGAACAUGACAGUUCUAUUUUGGAGUAUCAUGAAGAAGCUAUAUUCAAUUUGAAGCAGGACAAGGCGAUCUCUAUGUCUGUUCUUUGCUUACAAGCCAAUUUAAAUUUUUUUAUAUUUGUGGAUAAGUUGCACGCAAUUAAAGAGCAAACGCAUAUGGAAAUGGAAACGAUGAAAUUUGCUCUGUGUGCUCCCAAGUUACCAGAAGUUAGCGAAACCAAAUCUUCAAAUGUAGUGCCCGCUUACAGUAUGAUAAAUGUUAAAGAAGACUCCAGUCUUAUGCCAAGUUUGCAAAAAUGUUUGAAGAAAUGGAAGCAGCUGUUUAAAUGCGAUAUUAAUGAAAUUAUCAAGAACUUGGAACCUAAUCUUAUACUGCACAUGCUGAUAACAGCUGGCGAAUAUUCCCGCCUAUAUCGUUAUGAAGAUUGUGAAGCUGAAGCAUGGACAUUGGCGUAUGAAUUAGCGUCAGAGAUCAAUGAUUAUUGUACUAUUAUUUAUGUCACUGGUCGUUGUAUUUCGUUGAGGCAAAUUAAUUAUGAUUGGAUUGCUAUCGCUAAGGAGCUUGCCAUAAAGCACAAAGCUUCUGAGAAUGAAGAUGUAAUUGAUGCCAUUGCUAUCUUCUGGAUAAGCUUAGCGGAUCUCUAUUUUGAAUGUGGAAAGUGUGAUGAUGCUAAGCAAUUACUUAAGGAAGCUAGACGUCUUCCAACAAUUUCAUUUCUCGAUAAUAUAUCUGUAUAUCUUCUAAGCCUAGAUGUUAUUAUACGCCAUCGAAAUUUAUAUAAAAAAGAUAUGGAGCAAGAAAAGUAUAGUUUGUACAUUGUGGAAAGUCUGUUUGCGGUGAGGAGCUUGAAUGAAUCUCUGUUAACGAAAAAAUGCAAGAACCAAGUGAGAUAUCUUUUCAGUUACGAUGUGCUCUUCAACACAACAAUCAAUAUAUCCAUGAAAAUAAACAGUCUGUUAUCUUCUCGUGGGAUCAGUCCGGAUUUAGUGCGACGUUUAAAAUCGGCACAACGUUUAGGUGCAGUGAUGCGCACCGCCGAGCUGCUCAAAGCCCUGUGUUACAUCGAUUUGUCACGUUCGCAAUUGAAUGAUUGCGAGGUGAAGUUGCAAGGCCUUGAACAUAUACUGAACAUGGAAACAUUUCAGUUGUCAAUGAAUUCCAAGCCCAUUCAAACGUUGUCGACUCAUUUGAUAACCCCCACGAAGUUCGUGGAUCCUGUUAGAGAUAUACAAGAGCACAACUCUUCGCCAGUGCUCGCCAAGCAAGUCUUCGGUCUACCGAAAUUCGCGCUGCAUGUAGAUUGCGAUUGCUACAAGUGCGGCAAUAUGUCGUAUCGAUACUUGGUCUUCGCUACCACCUGCAUCAGAGCGCAGUUGUGCGUUUUACAGAAUCAGGACAGCACGGCACUCGAUUACUUCCACGGCGCCUUCAAGAUAAGACAGAAACUGUUCGGAGAGAAAGAGUCGGUUCUGCCAGAGAACUGGCCGCUUGACGAAAUUGGGGUGAAGCGAUUCUCUUGGCAAGCGCGAUUCUACAUCGCCGAUUACGUACAGUUGUUGAUCGACUUUUGUUAUUUCUUGAAGAUGAAUGUAUCGAGACAACAGGAUGCGCUCGAUAUCAUCAGCUUAGCGAUCAAUGUAUGUCGCAAGUAUAAAUUGGAGGGCCAUCCCGUCUACGUGUUUGCCAAAGAAUUCGUGCUUGACACUGAUUUCCAACCGGUACUGGAUUCUUCAAGCUGCUUAAGCUAUAUGGUUCCACAGUCGUGCGACAUUGAUAUAACCAAUUAUCUACAAGUCCCGACUGAUCUGAACGUUUGUGUCACACCGGUUGCUAAAAAUCGUAACGUUAAGAAACCUCUGUCGGUACGGCGUAAAGGAAGUCCCAUAACUUGGAAAACAACUUCGAAAGUUAAUAAGAUAUGGAGUGACGAAGACGACGAUAAUUCAUCACCAUCGUACUCGGCUAGAAAAAUUAAACCGCGCACGAAGUUAGUGAGAAGAAUUUUGGUGAACGACUUAUCGGACGACAUCACUGUGCUGGAAGAUACGAAAUCGAGAAAUCGAACAGGAAAUAGAAAUAGCACGAAAAGGAAAUUGAUGAAGGAUAUUAAAACAUCCCCCAUAGUUUCAGAUCUAACGCAAAAUUUAGAUUUUGAUAAGCUAGAUGUAUCUACCACAACGGAAAAUAUUGAUAAAUUGAUAGAUAAAGUGGACAGUCUCGAAGUCGACUCAAAAACGUCAAAACGAAAAAGCGCUAAAAAUACAAAACAAUUAACAACCAUUGAUUACAACGCGAAUGCAAAUCAAGCUGAGGAGUUAUAUGAUAAAUUGAAUAAUUUAACAAUAAAGGAAAAGACAAGUGAUAAUGCGGACUCUUUUACACUGACAAAAAUUGAAAAAGAUAAUAGCUUACAAAUUCCGAAAAUUUCAGUGAUAAAUUACGAAGAAAAAUCGAAUGAAAUUGCUGAGAAACAAAAUACAGAAAAUGCGAGUAAAUCAUUGGUGAAUGAAACUAAAACUGCACGAAAAUUUUUUAAACAUACAAAAUUAAGUACAAAGUUUGAAGUUUAUAGUACAAGAACGACAAGAUCCAGUGUCAGAAGGAAGAAAGAGGCAGAAUAAAGAUAUUAUGUUGGUGUAAGAGCUGUCUUAUCCAUCAUAAUUUUGUAAAAUGAAGAAUGACAGUGAUGUGUGUAUUUCAUAAUAUAAAAUAUAAAAGUUAAAAAUUUUCCAAGUAUUUGGAGAUACGUAUUAUUAUAUUAUAUUAAUCAGAUUGUAGGUUUUGCAUGCUUAUAAAUUAUUUCUAGUAAUGAAACGUAACAUAUGGAAUUCCACUUAUUUUUUAUUAUAUUUUAUAAAUAGUAAUUAAUUUUAUCCCAAUUAAAUAUUUUAUAAACUCAAUUCAACAUUGUCGUUUUUCUUUUCAGAAGUAUUUAUUAUUACUCUUAACAUAAGUAUCACACUGUCCCUAUAAUAUAAUACGUAACAAUAAACUGCGAUGCUACAAAGGAAAUAAGCAUGAAUACAUGCACAUUAUACAACACUGCCAUCUUAUGGGCUAAAAAAAGACAAGACUUUAUUACAAUAUUUUUUUAAAUCGAUUUAAGAUGUGAAAAAUAAUUAUUAUGCAGAAUAAAAAUGAUAAGUAACAUAAUUUGCUUUAAUCUCAUGCGAGACACAUUUCUUCUUCAUGAAAGAAAACAAUUAUCCUGUUACUCUAAGUAUAUACGUAUAUAAGUAUAUAUGUAUAUAAGUAUACAAGUA